Molecule: messenger RNA, 1239 nt
Organism: Triplophysa dalaica
Lineage: Eukaryota; Metazoa; Chordata; Actinopteri; Cypriniformes; Nemacheilidae
Product: probable G-protein coupled receptor 25
Exons: 1
Coding region: 1-1143 (380 amino acids)
Biological process (GO): G protein-coupled receptor signaling pathway; immune response
Cellular component (GO): membrane
Molecular function (GO): G protein-coupled receptor activity
Source: RefSeq, a predicted model, not a curated record
AUGGAAAGCAGCACAGAGAUGGCAUUCCUUGAGGGUUCAGUGAGCUCAGCAGACGAUUACAGCUUCUAUGAUACUGAUGUUGCAAUGAACUCAACAGAAAGCUACGACUACUUUAUUUCCAUCGAAAACAACCGGCUGCCCUUGUCUAAUAUCUACAUUCCUGUGCUGUACUUCAUCAUGUUCUUCAUUGGCUUCUCUGGGAAUCUCUUUGUCAUUUUGGUCAUGCUCAACCGCCGCACGCAGAACGGGCGUCUUGUGGACACCUUUGUACUCAACCUGGCAUUCGCUGAUCUUGUGUUUGUCCUGAAUUUACCGCUGUGGGCCGUCUCCGCUGCCCAUCAUUUUGAGUGGCCCUUUGGAGAUGCCAUGUGCAAGAUCAGCAGCUUCAUCAUCGCUGUCAAUCGCUUUUCCAACAUCUUCUUUCUAACGUGCAUGAGCGUGGAUCGCUAUCUGGCUGUCGUGCGACAAAUGGACUCGCAUUCCCUCAGAAGCAGCUACUGUGUGCAGAUCACCUGUGGCAUCGUGUGGAUCAUUUCUUUUCUCCUGGGAAUACCAUCUUUGGUAUAUCGUAAAAUCAUGGACGAUCAGGUCUGUUCCGAGGAUAUAACGUCCUCUUUUGUGCUAGGAAUGAACAUUCUCACCAUAUUUCUAACGUUCAUCCUACCAGUUGUGAUUCUGGGCCUUUGUUAUGGAUCAAUUUUGGUAAACCUGCGGCGUCACUUUCAGUCUGCUGCAAACUCUCGUGCAGGAGCCAGACAACGCCACUCCCUCAAGAUCGUGUUAAUUAUCAUUUCAGCCUUUCUGAUCUCCUGGCUUCCGUUCAAUGUCUUUAAGAGUUACCAAGUUUUCUUUAUGAUAAGCAAGGGAGAGUUUGGUGAGGAUGUUGAACUCGUCUUAUAUAAUGGAAUCACAUUGUCCUGCUGCGUGGCGUUUCUCAACAGCUGUGUAAAUCCAGCCAUCUACUUGUUCCUGGAUCAGCAUUUCAAACAUAGAGCUUACAUACUGUGUCUGAAAUGCCUGGGUCAAAGUGAUACACAUCAAAGCAAUAUCUCCUCAAAUUCUUUUUCUAAUGGCACCAAUGAGAGCUACUCCGGAAAUACAUCUACCCGCGGACGCCUUUUCUCACUUACUCAAAAUAACUGAACUUUUAAAUGUUUUGAUGCUCUGCUUUCUUUAUUAAUGUAAUCAACCAUUGAAACCGAGAUCUGUUUAGCAAGCUUUUGAUGUACUUUAACACAA